Molecule: messenger RNA, 1992 nt
Organism: Lontra canadensis (Northern American river otter)
Lineage: Eukaryota; Metazoa; Chordata; Mammalia; Carnivora; Mustelidae
Gene: CYLC2
Product: cylicin 2
Exons: 4
Coding region: 45-1679 (544 amino acids)
Cellular component (GO): nucleus
Molecular function (GO): structural constituent of cytoskeleton
Source: RefSeq, a predicted model, not a curated record
UGAACUUACAGGGCUUAAGUCCUGGCAAAUCAUAGGUGGGGGAAAUGUCUGUACCAAGAUUCCAAAAAAUAAACUUUGGAACAUAUGAUAACUACAUUCCAGUCAGUGAAUUAAGCAAAAAAUCAUGGAAUCAGCAACACUUUGCCCUGAGAUUUCCCAAACCACCAAGGCCAGGAAAAAAAAGAAGAUCAAAACCAUCCCAACUACGAGACAAUGCAGUUCCUAUAUAUGAUUCAGAAAAAAUAAAAGAAGUUUCUAAGCGACCAUUAUGGAUGCACAGUUCUUUAAUGAGAAUUUCUGAGAGACCAUCUGAUUAUUUAGCUGCCAGGAGGCAGCGUCCAUAUAAACCAACCCAUCAGCCAAAGGAAGAUACUAAGGUAGCAGAUGUAGAAAAACCUGUAUAUCCAGAAACACCUAAGAAAGGUAAAGAAGACAAGCAAGAAGACAUGAAGGACAUAUCAGAGUCAGAAACAGAACCCACAGCUUUAAAGGAGCCAAAAAUAACUAAGAAAGAGUCAAAGAAAGAUAAGGAUAUAGAAACAGGAACUAGAGAUGAAAAAGAUGUUGCAAAAACAGAUGCCAAAAAAGAAAGAAAAGCUUCAAAGGAGGGCAAGGAGUCAGGUACAGAAUCUGAAGAUGAAAAGAAAGAUGUCAAGAAAGAGAAGAGAGCCCCAAAGAAGGGCAAGGAGUCAGGGGCAGAAUCUGAAGAUCAACAGAAAGAUGCCAAGAAAGAGAAGAAAGCCUCAAAGAAGGAGAAGGAGUCAGGUACAGAAUCUGAAGCUGAACAGAAAGAUGCCAAGAAAGAGAAGAAAGCCCCAAAGAAGGUCAAGGAGUCAGGUACAGAAUCUGAAGAUGAAAAGAAAGAUGCCAAGAAAGAGAAAAAAGCUUCGAUUAAGGGUAAAGGGUCAGGUGCAGAAUCUGGAGAUGAAAAGAAAGACGCUAAGAAAGAGAAAAAAGCAAAGGGCAAGGAGUCAGGUACAGAAUCUGAAGCUGAACAGAAAGAUGACAAGAAAGAGAAGAAAGCCCCAAAGAAGGGCAAGGAGUCAGGUACAGAAUCUGAAGAUGAAAAGAAAGAUGCCAAGAAAGAGAAGAAAGCCCCAAAGAAGGGCAAGGAGUCAGGUACAGAAUCUGAAGAUGAAAAGAAAGAUGCCAAGAAAGAGAAGAGAGCCUCAAAGAAGGACAAGGGAUCAGGUGCAGAAUCUGAGGAUGAAAAGAAAGAUGCCAAGAAAGAGAAGAAAGCCCCAAAGAAGGGCAAGGGGUCAGGUGCAGAAUCUGAAGAUGAAAAGAAAGAUGCCAAGAAAGAGAAGAGAGCCUCAAAGAAGGGCAAGGAGUCAGGUACAGAAUCUGAAGCUGAAAAGAAAGAUGCCAAGAAAGAUUCCAAGAAAGACAAGAAAGCUUCAAAGAAGGACAAAGGGUCUACAGAAUCUGAAGAUGCAAAGAAGGAUAAGGAUGGGAAAAAAGAUACAAAAAAAACAGGAGAGAAAGAUGACCAAUCGAAAGACAAGAAAGAUGCAAAGAAAAAGGGGAGUAAAAAAGGUAAGAAAGAUGAAAAGAAGGCCAGUGGGACAGAUACUGAAUCAAAGGAUGGUGCCAAAAAAGAUGCCAAGAAGGAUGCCAAGAAGGAUGCCAAGAAGGAUGCCAAGAAAGAUGUCAAGAAGGAUGCCAAGAAGGGCAAAUAAACCUUGAAUAAUAAUUCAAAAGCAUUUGAUAAACAAUUUUAGUAGUCUGAAACUGAAUAUGAGUGACAAGGGAAUUCAAAGAAUCAAAUAAUUUUUUUAAAUGGGGCAAAGAAGAAUAUAAAGCAAGACCCAGAAAAGCAUCAUAAAAUAUAAGAAAGAUAUGAAAAAUUAAAAGUGAUGAAUCAUUGAAGGACUUGGAGGAUACCUAUGCUAAGUUUGGGGAUAUGAAAGAUUCAAUGAAAGAUCCCUAGAAAGGUUCAAAGAAGAAUAUUCAAAUCAGGAUGUAGAAGUUAAUGACACUGGAUCUGUGGAU